Messenger RNA from Beta vulgaris subsp. vulgaris (sugar beet), 1839 nucleotides. RefSeq lists its product as uncharacterized. Bases 1 to 1839 code for a protein of 612 amino acids. Lineage: Eukaryota; Viridiplantae; Streptophyta; Magnoliopsida; Caryophyllales; Amaranthaceae. The transcript has a single exon. The record is from RefSeq and is a predicted model, not a curated record.
AUGAGAGAGAAAAUUGUAGAGAGAGACAAACCCUUAACUCCUCCACCCAAAAGCCCCCCCCCCCCUUCUAAAACCGCCCUCACGACAUCUUACAACCUCCACCAGCGUCAUAGUUCCGCUCCGCCGCCAGGUAGGGUCAACAAGAGUGCUUUGAGUCCAUCCAAGGUUGUUGAUGAUGAUCAUCCCUUGAGUCUUUCUUUUCGGGUUGCCGUAUCACCUGAGUCUUCCAGCUUCAAGGAUAAGCCCGAAUCCUUCCCCAUUUCGAGCCAAGAUAGGGGUGGCCCUCUAGCCAUCCAAAAGGAUCAUGUCAUUGUUCCUAUUUCUGAUGAAGAUUACUCGGCUCUGAGUAAGCCAUGGAACAUGGCCAUAAUAUGUAAGGUAGUUAGGAAAUCCUUCUCAAGAGAAUUUUUGAAGAUUCAACUGGUUAAAUUAUGGUCCUUGCCGGAGAACAUUGAUCUUAUCGCAGUUGGGAGAGGGUUUUACGUGGUUGUUUGCCCAUCUUACCAAAAAAGAGCUUCCAUCCUUGCCGAUGGUCGAUGGGUCAUCCAAGGAGCGCACAUUUGGGUGCAAUGUUGGGAACCGGGGUUUCGGCCGUCACAAGCAAAAUGUAGCAAGGGUGUAGUGUGGGUUAAUCUACCAGAACUACCCUUGAAAUUUUAUAAACAAGAAAUUUUAGUAAAACUGGGUCGCACCAUGGGAGAGGUGGUGAAGAUUGACGCGAGAACGUUAGAGGGAGGGAAUAAGAGAUUUGCAAGACUCUGUCUUCUAAUGGAAGGAGCUAUAAAACCUCCUUCAGGUGCUUGGCUCGGGAAAUCCUUUCAACCUCUUGAGUUCAUGGAGGGCCAGUGGUUUUGUGAGAGCUGCAACGUUAGUGGUCAUUCGGGAAACUCAUGCCGGAAUAAUAGAGCUCCGGAGGUCGCGAAGGGGGGGAAACUCCCUGAAAAUCCCGAAGCCACGUGGGUGCCAUCUGGGUACAAGAAAAAAGUCAACACAAAGGAGAUGAUAACUGAAAGAGGAAAGUCAAAAAUAAGAGGGAAAUCCCACAAUUCUAGGUGGACCCCUAAAAAGACGAAAGAAAAAGAAACAGGAGAGAGAGUCGAAGAAAUAGAAGGCGGCGUGGGUCAGAGAGAAAUGUCUCAUCCUAGGAAACAUGUCGCUGCAGAGGUAAACAAUGAUGAAAAUCCCUUCACUCUCCUUCAAAAUCUUUCGGAAGAUUUUAUGGGAAAUACCAUACCCCCUCUGCUGCCGAAACGUGGCGUUCAGGGUACUGCUACCCUGCUACCCAGAAAUCCCGACGGUUCCUCGUCAAGCGUGUGUUUGAGUCAGUCACCAAAAAACAGCUCAAAACAGAGUGAAACCCAAACCCAUCCAAAUCCUAAACCACAAAAAAUAUCAAACACUAGCCCAGCUGAAAAAAAUUAUGAACUUUCCCAUGGAGAUCGAAGUAUCCUCCCCACCACCUCUAUCACCAUCCUUAAGCCCACCCUCUCCAGAAUCACCCCCUCGAGUCCACCACAUAAAGCCGAUAGCCCCAAUAAGAUUUUUUACCCCAGCCCUCCCCCUCAAACCGGAAACUUCUCUACUAUUCGUGGAUUACAUGCUAGCGGAGGAUCACGGGGAAAUAAUCGAAAUAUCAUUGUUCGAAGUGAAACAAAUGAUCCUCGACCCCAAGAAUGCGGACCCACGGUUCAAGGGGCUGUUAAUGUACAUCUCAGGUGUGGGGUUCUUUCCCGCUCACCUUCCCCAAAUUCAAAAUACAAACCAUCUUCCCCCUAUGGUUCAGAUAUUCCUAAAGUGGCUAAUGAGGAGAGAGGACGGAGCCGACAACGAAGAACGUGA